AUGAAAUUCUUCGCUGCUUUGAUUGCCUUCGCCGCUGUUGUCUGCGUUGUUUUGGCCGAUAAAAUGGACAAGAACAAGGAAGGUAUGGUUUCAUCCAGCUAUGGUGGUGCUGCUCCCAGCUAUGGUGGUGGUGCAUCAUACUCAGCUCCACCAUGCCCCAAGAACUACCUCUUCAGCUGUCAACCAAGUGUAGCUCCAGUUCCAUGUGCUCCAGCUGGUUAUGCAGGAGCUUACUCUCAACAAGUUCCACAAUACCUUCCACACCCUGGAUACACACACUACGCACCACAAAACUGA
Eupeodes corollae is the source of this 297-nucleotide messenger RNA. RefSeq names its product vitelline membrane protein Vm34Ca-like. The record is from RefSeq and is a predicted model, not a curated record. The transcript has a single exon. Lineage: Eukaryota; Metazoa; Arthropoda; Insecta; Diptera; Syrphidae. The coding region runs from base 1 to 297 and encodes 98 amino acids.